Messenger RNA from Mugil cephalus (flathead mullet), 2696 nucleotides. Its product is annotated as neutral cholesterol ester hydrolase 1-like. Gene Ontology annotation, molecular function: carboxylic ester hydrolase activity. The record is from RefSeq and is a predicted model, not a curated record. Gene Ontology annotation, cellular component: membrane. The coding region runs from base 108 to 1328 and encodes 406 amino acids. Lineage: Eukaryota; Metazoa; Chordata; Actinopteri; Mugiliformes; Mugilidae. The transcript has 5 exons.
CUCCGUGUUUCGUCGAUCCCUGACAGAGCGGAGCCACCGACCGCUUUGCACCGGGGUACUGUGUAUUUGUGUGAACGGUAUCCGCCAGGCAGGUACGCUCUGCCGUGAUGAGGCUCCGUUUGGCCGGAGCCGUGCUGCUGUCGGCGGCCGCCUACUACGUCUACCUGCCGCUGCCGAGCGGCGUGUGCGAGCCGUGGAAACUGAUGCUGCUGGACGCGCUUUUCCGAAGCUUCAUGCAGGCGAGUGACGUGGCUCACUCCCUGGGUGUGUGCCAUCGCGUCCACCUGCUGAACCAGGUGGUGUCCUGGGUGGAGGUGAUAGAGGCUCGCUCCUGCCCCGCCGUCCACGUGAUGGACUCCACGCUGGGAGGCGUGCCCACCCGGGUGUUUCAGCCGAAAGGGGGGAAGAAGCUGAAAAGAGGAGUCAUUUAUUUCCACGGUGGAGGGUGGGCUCUCGCCAGUGGACGGAUGCGUUCCUACGACCUUCUGUGUAGAAAAAUGGCAGAGGAUCUGGACGCCGUCGUCAUGUCUGUGGAUUACCGUCUGGCUCCAGGGGCGGUGUUCCCAGAUCAAUACCACGAUGCGUUGGCGGCGGCGCGGGCCUUCCUGUCCGCCCAGGUUUUGGAGCGCUACAGCAUCGAUCCGGAGAGAGUGUGCGUGUCCGGAGACAGCGCCGGGGGGAACCUGGCUGCUGCCGUGGCACAGAGGCUCGGCUCAGACGACUCUGUGAAGGUGAGGUUCAAGGUGCAGGCGUUGAUCUACCCCGUGCUGCAGGCGCUCGACUUCCACACCCCGUCCUACCAGCAGAACCAGGCCGUGCCCAUCCUCUACAGGCCAAUCAUGGCCCGUUUCUGGCUGCAGUACCUGGGUGCCGACCCCGCCCUGGAGCCCCUGCUGCUCGCCAACAACCACAGCUCCCUGGACCAGUCGGCCAUCGGCCGUAAGACGCGCUCCAAGCUCAACUGGACGGCUUGGCUGCCAGCUGAGCGCCGGAAGCACUUCCAGCCGGUGGUGAAAGAAACGGGAUCGCCGGGUGUGCUGGACAAGGUGCCGGGGCUGAUGGACGUGAGGGCGGCGCCGCUGCUGGCGGAGCAGGAGGCUCUGGGUAGGACGCCUAAAGCGUACGUGAUGACUUGUGAGUUCGACGUGCUGAGGGACGACGGGCUGAUGUACGCCAGACGCCUGCAGGACGCCGGCGUCGCAGUCACCAGCGACCACUACGAGGACGGUUUCCAUGGCUGCAUGGUAUUCGCAUUCCUGCCAAUGAAGUCGGGUGUCGGAGAGAGGAGCAUGAACAACUACAUCCACUGGCUGGACCAGAAUCUGUAGACCGACGUUUGUGGCACCAAAGAUAAGCAGGAGCGGGAGUUCUGACACUUGUGAGCUCGCCGCUGAAUCGGCGCAGAGAGAAAUUAUGUUUUUGCUGCUUUGUAAAGGAAGCAUCUGUUUCACACUCGACAUUUAAAAUCACUGGAGCUUUACAUUUAGAAUCAGACAGACCACAGAGCAUCUUUGCGGGAACCAAACUCUACACGAAUUGACUGUGACCAAAGAGCAGAAAACAUUUUAUUUUAUUUAUUUAUUUGAAAACACAGGAACGGCGUUUUUUAGCAUUUUACACUUGAUUUAAAUUAAUAGAUAUAUGUUAUUUGCAGUGAAACCCUCAAGUUUUAUUUCACAGCAACAGAAAAACCACUAUACUGUACUUCUCCUUUCUCUGUUACGUUGUGAAAAACAAAUGCAGGCUGAUUCUAUAGCGAUAAAUAUUCUGCAUCAUAAGGAAAACAGAGGGGGAUUCUGGACACGGACCAGGUUAACUCUCACGGGUGAAACAAACCUAACCCACACACUUUAAAACAAAUGGUUUGUGUUUUGACUGUUGGCCGUGGUGAAGAGCAAUAUGUCCCGAUCUGCCUCCUCUGGUGUUUCCAUUUAUCAGGGCCUCUUGUUUGUGUUACCGCUUAAUUUACAACACUUUAUUUUCACGUUUGGCCACCAGAGGCUGUUUGACUCAGAAAAAAAAAACAUGCCUGUUCCAGGAAACACGACUUUACAUACGUCUCGGGGUCAUGAAGCGCUAACUGUUAAUAACCUGAUCCGUUAAAUUUUAGGCUCGCUCAGAAAUCUUCAGCUUUUAUGAUGCACUGAAAUCUUCUCCUCGCACACACGAAACAAGUCAGUCAAGGUUGCUGCUGUGUGUGUUGUGGUGAAAGUAUGCCAGAGUUCACGUCUGUGUAUGCUCACUGGAUUGUGCAAUAUUGUAUGUUUGAAUGUGUCCCUCACUUUGCUCUGUAACUUCACCACUGUGCUGCAGGGCCAAUGCACUGAAGAUGAUGAUGAUGAUGAUGAUCGUAGCUGUGAAAUUUAUGCAAGAACCACUGUAUCGCCACCAGAGAAGAGGUCCCCGCAGGACUAUCGUGUUUCCCUCCCCCAUCGCUGCUGGCUCAAAACGAAUGUAAUGAACCGACGACAGCGAGCCUCUCAGCCAGACUCGGUUUUGGCUUUGGGCCCAGCGAGCCUGGUCAUUCACAUUAUUCAAGACGAAAUGUUGUAAUUUUCUUUUUUUCUUUUCUUUUUUUUUUCCUUAAAGAGGACACGACUCCAUACGACCCAGUCCUAACGUGUGGAUGCCUUUGAGCACACUUGAAUGUUUCACAUUUGCAAUAAUAAAAAAAAGAAGAAGUCAUACGGAUAUAA